AUGGCCGCCCUCACCCACCUGCUGGUCUGCGUCUUUGGCAUGGGCUCCUGGGUGGCCAUCAAUGGGCUCUGGGUGGAGCUGCCCCUGCUGGUGACGGAGCUGCCCGAGGGCUGGUACCUGCCCUCCUACCUCACGGUGGUCAUCCAGCUGGCCAACGUCGGCCCCCUGCUGGUCACCCUGCUGCACCACUUCCGGCCUGGCUGCCUUCCUGAGGUGCCCGUGGUCUUCGCUGUGCUGGUUGUGGGCACCGUCGCCUGCGUCCUCUUCGCCUUCCUCUGGAACAUGACCUCCUGGGUGCUGGGCGGCCAGCACAGCAUCGCCUUCAUCGUCCUCACCUUCCUCCUGGCCCUGGUGGACUGCACCUCCUCCGUCACCUUCCUGCCCUUCAUGAGCCGGCUGCCCACCCACUACCUCACCACCUUCUUUGUGGGCGAAGGGUUCAGUGGCCUCCUGCCUGCGCUGGUGGCUCUUGCCCAGGGCUCCGGCAUCACCUCCUGUGUCAACAUCACGGAGACAUCGGUCACGACCUCCAGCCCUGUGACUUCCAGGAAGACCUACGUCACUCAGGGAGUCCGCAGCAUCCCCAGUGCUGUCACCUGGGUCCCCACCGGGAGGGCCGGCUCCCUGGGCCGGCUGGAGAGCCGCUACCUCCCGGCGCGCUUCUCGCCGCUGGUCUUCUUCCUCCUGCUGGCCUCCAUGAUGGCCGGCUGCCUCCUGGCCUUCCUCCUGCUGCAGCAGCAGGCCCGGGGCCGGCAGGGCUCCAUCGAGGACCUCCUGCACUCCCAGGUCACCCUGCACUCCAUCCAGCCUCGGGAGGGGAAGGACGAAGGCCCCCCAGGCCCCGUGGUCAUCCGCAGGAGACAGGGGCAUCGGGAGGAGAAGCCGGCCGCCCACCGCCCGGCCCAGCUGGCCUUCAUCUACACCCUGGUGGCCUUCGUCAACGCGCUCACCAACGGCGUGCUGCCCUCCGUGCAGACCUACUCCUGCCUGCCCUACGGGCCCGUGGCCUACCACCUGUCGGCCACCCUCAGCUCGGUGGCCAGUCCCCUCGCCUGCUUCCUCUCCAUGUUCCUGGCCAGCAGGUCUCUGCCCUUCCUGGGGGUCCUCACAGUGCUGGGGACCGGCUUCGGGGCCUACAACAUGGCCAUGGCUGCGAUGAGCCCCUGCCCGCUCCUGCAGGGCCACUGGGGCGGGGAAGUCCUCAUCGUGCUCUCCUGGGUGCUGUACACGGCCCUUCUCAGCUACGUCAAGGUCAUGCUGGGUGUGAUCCUGCGCGACCGGAGCCGCAGCGCCCUCUUGUGGUGCGGGGCGGCGGUGCAGCUGGGCUCGCUGCUCGGGGCGCUGCUCAUGUUCCCGCUGGUCAACGUGCUGAGGCUCUUCUCCUCGGCGGACUUCUGCAGCCUGGACUGCUCUGCCUAGGCCGUCGGGGGUGCCGGGCCCAUGGCAGGGAGCCAGCCGCGCCUGAGACUUGCAAACUGGGCUUCAGACAGCCAAAGGGAGCGCCCAAGGGCACAGAGCCAGGGGUGGGGAGCUGGGAGGCAGAGGCUGAGCCUUUGAACCGUGAACACGAGGGAUUGGCACAGGCCUUCGGUGAGACCUGGAGUCGCAGGCCCAGCCUUGCCUCCAGCUCUAAUGCGGUGCCUGGGACCCACUAGUUCCCAACUUCUUCUCUUUGCAUACUGAAAGCUCUAAUUUGUACCAUGCAGCUGGAGACCGGCCCAAGAAUGUCAGAAGGGAAACGGCUGGGAGGUGAGCUGCACUUGCAAGCUGUGUGAUCUUGGGGAAGUCAUUUGACUUCUCUGUGCCUUGGUUUCCUCAUCCAUAAAAGGAGGAUUAUGAGAAUAGCUCUUACCUGGCGUGCCUGGCACAGGGACGAGGCAGAAGUGCCCAGCAUGUAGCAAGCUGUCCUGAGAGACUUCAUGAUCGAAACGUGCAGUCCUAACAAGACUCCACCUGGAGGUUGCCAGAAGGCUUGGAUUCAUACAGCAGCUUCUUCAAGACAGAUGGCGGGGCAGGACCCAGCGCAGCCGGCUUUACCUUUCCCAGUGUGCGUCCCACCGGCCCCUUCCUGUCCCCCUCCCUGGGUGGUGGGGCCCUGCCCCUUGGAGUGUCAGUGCCCUCCUGAGUGUCAGGGAGAUGACUUGGUGGGACCCCACCCCCGGCCUCUGAAAGUGACCCCACCUGGCUGCAGACUGGACAGCGAGGCGCUUCAGAAGCAGCGGAGCCCGAGGGCGA
Messenger RNA from Urocitellus parryii (Arctic ground squirrel), 2235 nucleotides. The record is from RefSeq and is a predicted model, not a curated record. Lineage: Eukaryota; Metazoa; Chordata; Mammalia; Rodentia; Sciuridae.